UCUUUCUCUGCCUCUUCUACUCUUCCUCUCUUGCGUGUGUUGCGAAGGUAGAAACAGGAAAAUAAAAAUAAAAAUCAAUGGCGUCGGGAGACAGGAAAGCAUCGAAGGCAUCGAGCAGUCGCGCAGGAAGAAUCCGUACACUAUCGGAUCUGAACCGGCCGUCGGUCGACUCCGACAGCGACUCUGACGGGCCGCAGGAGUACUACACCGGUGGCGAAAAGAGUGGAAUGCUUGUCCAAGAUCCUUCAAAGGGCAAUGAUGUGGAUGCAAUUUUCAAUCAAGCCAGGCAACUGGGAGCUAUAGAAAGGCCUCUUGAUCAACUCCAGGAUCCACCAAGGUCAACAAGCUUUACUGGAACUGCAAGAUUACUCUCAGGAGAAACUGUGCAAUCGACUUCUCAACAACCUGAGUCUUUUGUUCACAACAUUGUUUUUUGGAGUGAUGGCUUCACUGUAAAUGAUGGACCUUUGAGGAGGUUGGAUGAUCCUGAGAAUGCCUCAUUCUUAGAGAGUAUCAAAAAGUCUGAGUGUCCAAAAGAGCUUGAACCUGCGGACAGGAGAUCAUCAGUCAAUGUUAAUCUCAUAAGGAGGACUGAAAAAUAUCCGGAACCCGAAAAGCGCCAUCUUCCAUUCCAGGGAGUAGGUAGAACUGUAGGAAGCAGCUCUACUUCAGCAGCACCCGAAACAACUGUUGCUUCAGGUUCUGGUCCGUCUAACGCUCCUACCCCUUCUGCAGGACUGGUUGUGGAUCAGUCUUUGCGGUCAACCUCAGUACAGAUUAGGCUAGCUGAUGGAACCCGCUUGAUAUCUCAUUUUAAUUAUCAUCACACAAUCAGCGAUAUCCGUGCAUUUAUUAAUGCGUCUAGACCUGGGGGUGCAUUGAAUUACCAGCUUCAGGUGAUGGGGUUUCCUCCAAAGCUUCUGACUGAUGAAACUCGGACCAUAGAGCAGGAAGGACUGGCAAAUUCGGUGGUCCUCCAGAAAUUCUGAUAAACUGCAUAAAACCUGCUGCUUCCUGGACAUUACUGGUUUAAUGGCGGUCUUUAUAAAUUGAACUUAUUUUCUCUGCAUCAAACUUGACAGGGUUUAAAGACAGUUUCUUCGAGGGCUUUUUGCUUUUGACGACCUAAUUGGUGUUAUUCAAGUUUUAUCGUGUAUUUUUCUUGAUUUAGGAUCCAGUUGGAUUGAAGCUUUGAACCUAAUGCCUGUGUCUUUCUGCUAGUAUAAGUCUAUGAGAGGUGGUUUUAUUUAUCACUAUUGAACUCUCUUGUUUCACUUGUCCAAAUGUAGAAAGUGCCAUGUCUAUUGAACUUUGCAAAUGUUGAUAUUUAAUCUUCUACAAAA
This is a messenger RNA of Prosopis cineraria, 1343 nucleotides long. RefSeq names its product plant UBX domain-containing protein 4-like. Gene Ontology annotation, molecular function: ubiquitin binding. The coding region runs from base 78 to 989 and encodes 303 amino acids. Gene Ontology annotation, cellular component: nucleus; cytosol. Lineage: Eukaryota; Viridiplantae; Streptophyta; Magnoliopsida; Fabales; Fabaceae. The transcript has 4 exons. The record is from RefSeq and is a predicted model, not a curated record. Gene Ontology annotation, biological process: membrane fusion; nuclear membrane reassembly; autophagosome assembly.